AAGGUAUGUUCCUUUUGACACUAUAGGAACAGAGGCGUUUUGUAGUUUUUACCGAUUUACCGAAUUUUCACUAUACACUGGCGAGAAAUUACUUGGUUGAUAAGCAAUUUACAUAACAGACUGCGGCGGAUUGUUCUCAUCCAAAAACUGUAACGAAGCGCUGAAGAAUUUGGUCACGGUGGACUCCAGCUGAGUCAUUGAGUCAAUGUAACUUAUGGGAACGAAAGAGAGAAGUAUAGGAGUAAAAUAUAUGGAGGGCUAUCUUGAGUUCAAGGAAUCUUCCAAGGUAAAUAAUGGCUCUUGUUGUCGUUAUGUUUACAAUUUUACGGUGCUUUUGUUGUCUCGUAAGCUGUUGUCUCCGUAAUUUUGUUUGCUCGCCCGAGGUUAGAAAAAAACCCAUCGGAUUAGUUGCUUUAUGAAUACUUAGAUAACAACGAUGUUCAUUUUAGUUCGAAAGCGUUUCUAACGAUGGACAUUCUGCGGGCGAUUGACCAACUUGUGCAUCAGUAUUGUGAUGCUUUUUCCAUCCGACGAAAGAAUAUGUUAUUGUAUUGAUCAUUAUCGCUAUUGGGAGGAAACAGUCUGAAAGCACGCUCGCGUAACAAUUUUGAUAUGCGGGCUGGAGCAAAGCGAUACAUUCUAAUCACGCGAUAUUAACAAAAGUUUUGAAAAUUCUGAUCGAUUUCGAGAAGGUGUCUGGUUCAAAAUAAAUUUUUUGUCAUAUGGUAACGAAGGAUGAGUUAUUCAGCUCUGACUGUUGAAAAGUCACGUUCACAUAGUUUGGACGAUUAACAAAUGCCUUGCAAAGAGUUUUAGAUUACGCCACAUUGUUCAAAGCCCUUGAAUUUUUUAAGCAAUGUACAUUUGUUGUUCAUAAUAUCCUGAAACUAUCGACACAUAACAUGAAAAUUGGAACGACCAUGUAUUUCAUGCCUUUCAAGCAAAUGUUUCAGCAAUGCAUACUAAAAAAUCGAAUAAUCAGUUAUGUCUGAUGAAAUCUACGUUGAAGCGUGACAAGCUUAAUGGUUUUUUUUUCUUCUCCACAUUGGGAAAAGGGGCAAACAACUGGAUUUGAAAUGGCGGAUAAAUCCCCUCGGAAAUAGAUGUAUUGUUAUUGCACAAUGCUUACGUUUUGUGUCAUUGUCGGUAAUUAGUUAACUAGGUCCUAUCUCAGAGAUGAAGCGGACAUUGAUCAAUAUUCGAAAGACAAAGGUACGACAUCACCCCUCCCCCGCAGUUUAUUAUAAUUGUCGGAGAGAAGACUGGGUGGUUGUUAGGUUUCAGCGCGUGAUAUUUGUCUUAGAGAGCCUAGUGAGAAUAAAUUUGCUUUGUAUCGCGGCGAAGAAGUUUGUGUUUGGUAAACACUACCGUGAAGGUUUCAAACCAAGUUUGAAGUUGGUGAUUGAAUUCUAAGGACAUCAACAGGUAGCUACAGGUGAUUUACCAUGAAAUAAUGCUGGUUUGAGAGCGUGAGGCAUUCCGGCGGUCGGAACGACUGAUUGAUCAUAGUUCAUUUAGGAUUAGCUCAGGCUUGCCAAAGCCAAACUCUUUUAGACUUAAUUGAAUUUCUGUCGCAUUCAUCGUAAUUUGCUGAUCGGUUACUUACUUAAGCUCUCAAUUCAGGUUUCGCUCAGAAGUUCGUGACAAUUGUACCAAACCAUGGUGUUUUAGAUCCGUGAUCUUUAGAGUGCGCAAAUUCCGCGAUGACUUUGAAACGCGCAUGGAAGCCGCACUCAAUCACGUCUUGUUGAUGAAUCACUGGCGUAGUAUUUCGAUUAGGUGGCCAAAAAUAAUCUAAUGGGAAUCUCAUGAUCACCAUUUUCAAUAAGUUAUGUACAUAACACACUUAUUUAGUUUUGGCGAACUUUUAGCUGUUCUUUUGCUUUUGUGCCUUUUCAUUUCCGGAUUGGAUUGCGACACACUGUAAGGAAAAUCUGAAGAUCGGAAGUUCGAAAUGUGAUGUUUUUCUGUCUGCCGAAUGCCGGAACUUCGCUGGCAAGUCUUGUAGAUUUCAGUGUCUAGUUUGUUCAGUAUUUUAACACAUGAAAGGUCUCUUCAUUUUGUGAUCACCUGAAAAUACUGAAUGCACUGUUUUAAAUUCAUCUCACGUAUACGUGAGAUUAGCUAGAUUAAUUUGUUGCUCAUUGUUAUGACCAAAAUUGACCACCAGUAAAAUUAUAAGUUUCACGUUAAACAUUUUAAGCCGAUGGCACAAGAUACAAAAGCAAACUUGAGCGAAGUUAAAAGAGUCCUUUAGCAUAGUGUGCACUUUUGACAAGCUAAAAUGUUAUGAGGACUCAAACCUCAAAAUGUCAUGCUUACUUUGGCAUUGAAUAACAUUCCACUUAGAAUUUCCAUUUUGUUAUUGCUAGCUGCACGAGGUUCCUUAUCUCGCAUUAGGCUUGUCCUUUGCUCAUGCUGAGAAGUUCAAGGUUUACUGUUUGCUAACAAACUAUCUUAUUUCAGUAACUCUUAAGCUAGGAAGCGUAGCUGUGAUUGUAAAAAGAAAUUAUUAUUGAAGGGAUGUGAAUGACUAGUCUUCCGACUGUGUAGAAAACAAACUCUUGAAGUCACUGUUAGUAAUGUUUAUUAAACGAUGCGGAAAACAAUACGGAAAACUGAUACUUUAAUUGCAACCUCAGAGAGCAUGCAGGAUACGAGGGUCACAAACACAAAUAUUUUCAAAUUUUUACUAAAAUAUUCAAGUAUGUUACGUUGAAAAGAAAUAUAAUUUUCUAAAGGGUGCCGUUGGUGCCUGUUAAUUUAGGAGGGCAAAUUUUAUAUGCGAUACUAAUGCAAGAAGAAAGAUGAAAGUCAUUAGAAGAAAUUUGAUUAUCACCUACUAUCUGGUUCUCUGAAUCUUAGAAAGAUAACAGGAAAAUUAAUUAGUGUCUGUUGGAGAAUAGAUUAGCUGGUAUCUAUUUCACAAGUUGAAUUCGCCCAUCGUGUCUCCACAUCACAAUUCCUUUACUUGAAACGAAAAGCUAUCAAUUCUCAACUUUAUUGCAAUAAGAACCGGCAAUUCUUGGUAGUAUGUGAAAAGGUAACAGUUUUCCAUUCCUAGAGUUGAUUUGUUUAUAAAUGAUAUCAAUGUGCUCAAGUUUAACGGCUCGUUUGCUUGUCCUAUUUAAUGCUGGUUUGUUCAGUGAAGUUCCGUGUCCUUUCUUCACUAAUAUAUUUUAACUGAUUGUCAUUGUUGUUACACAGUUAAGGAUAAAUUGUCUUUAAACCUUGAGAUAUAUGCUUUGGGAAUUUGUCAUAUGUAGCGUUGUUUGAUUAGCCAGUCGCCAGUGCUUUGCCAUAACUAUCAAGUGCAAGAACGUUGUUUGGCUAAAAUGGCAGCAAAGUUAAUGAAGCCUUGUCAAGCAUGCUUCAACAAGCUUUCCUUCUAAUUGUGUUUUACUUUGAGGUAUUAAACGUAGCUUUCUUUAAUCAUGUGAUAGGAUUUAGUUCAUUAAACAAAAGCAAAUAUUGCAAAAGCACCAAAACAAAAGCAAAUAUUGCACCUAGUAGAUGACAACUGUACUUUGCCCAUAAUAUAAAUACACUUUUUCCUUGGUGUUGUCUAGAUUUUCAUGUAUUUUUUACAAAAUGUUGAGUUUUUACAUUAUUUGAAGAACAAUUUGGGAAAUGAUCACUUUGAUCACUUCAACAAGCAUUUAAUUUAUUUAAAGUGAGUUGAGCAGCUCUCAAAAUGUGGUUUAUCUAUAAGCCAACUUGACAGGAACUUAAGACUGCAUCCGGCAGUAUCAUAACCCUACAUAAUUGCUAGUACAGGGGGUCUUUAGGAAAAAGUUUGCUCAACAGAUUACAGGAGCUACAUCAUAAUCUUUCAGCUGUUUUUUGUGCAGUAUAAAACUAUGCUCAACUUGAAAGCAGCUAAAAAGUGUUAGUUUUGUAAACCAAGAAGGCCUGAGGGUGAAGAUGGAACAGAUAAAAAAUAUUGCAAAUGCAAAUUUGAAAUAAGGAAUGACUGGAUAAUUUUUUUAAAGAUACUCAGAAUUAAAUAAAGCUCCUGUAGGUCAGCUUUUCCCCAAAAAACAAGUGAAUUGAAUGUGCAAUUUUAACUCUAAACAGAUCAUAUUUUUUUACAUUUUGUAUGACUUUUAAAACUGUACACAUCAGUAAUUUUGUUGCACUAUUUUUGCAGUGGAUAAAUUACUGGGUUGUAUUACACGGAUUCAAGUUGUGUUUCUUCAAGAAUGAAAACACAAACACAAAUUUAAAAGAAAAUGUAAGUGGUGUUCAUUAUUAUGUCUUGUAAUAAGUAUAUGUGCUAGAAUUGGUCAAUUUAGUAGUCCAUACUACUGUAUGGCCUGCUAAAUUCAAAGGUUUAUUUGAAUUUAAAUCUUCUCCUCCUAUAUGAACCCAGAGAUACAAUAAGUACCUUAUGAACCUCAUUUUCUAGGUCUGUACUGUAAGUUAUAGACCAAGUGUUUUUUCUGCUCAGAUUUAUGACCUGUGUGCUUUAUGGUUGGGCCAGAAAUCCAAGCAAGAAAAAAAGUCAGUCUGCAACUUACAACACAUGUUUAGCAGCUAGAGGGGAGAAUUAAUGACCAGGGUUAGGACCAUGAACAAAACUUAAUUGAUAAAGACUUUAUCUUUGGCACAUGGUGGCCAAACAUAUGCCUCCAAGUGGGCAACUUUUGUUCCAAAUUUAGUAGCCCAAAAAUAGAAAAUUGCACCUCACCAUGUUGAUGAAAAUGGUUGCGACUUAGAGCAUUUUGACUGCAGUUUUAAUUCACUACUGAGCAGUACAAGUACCCUUCCAUCAUUAAUUGCAGUAAAGAGGGGGGCAUUGGGGCCUAUUAGAAACCACAAAACUGUAGAAAAAUUAUCCAAAAUUGUAAAAAAAACAAAAAAAAUUUGAUCAAAACCGAAAACCACAUGCAAAACUGUCGCAAGUGAUACAUUUUCACAUCCCAGUUAUUAAAACCCUGAUCAAUUAGUUACAAUGGUGACAAGUGGAGCGUACAGAGUAAACUACACUAAUUUCAUUACAUGAUUUAUGACUGCCAUAGACUUGGCAUUCGUAUUUUCUAGUAUCUGCUUAAAUUAACAGCUGCUCUCUCAAGGACCAUGAGCGUGGUCUCUGCGGACUCCACAGCUGGUUUAAUUAAGGAAAUUCGCACGAAAGUCCUCAAUAGGAUUGCAAUUUUGCAGUCACAAAAAGCUAUAGCUCUGGAAAGUCUCAUCGAAAAUCCCUAAUCUAACACUUCCAUUUGCAAACUAAGACCUGAAAGUUUGGAGAUUCUAUUGGAAUCAAUCAGUCACAUGUGGCCUGUAACUUGGUCACCAACUUCAAGGUGGCAUUGAUAAAGAAACUCUGGCAAUGUUCCAUGCUUAGCUGUACCCUACAUGUAGCUAUAGCCUCCUCUCCUGCCCCCACCUUGGGGGAGGGGGAGUGUAUGGCUACACAUAGGCCACCUAGGGAUCCCUGUGAUAUUUCAAUUGGUUUGUCACCUAUUCCUCUUGAUAACAUUUGCAUCUAGUGGCUAUUCAAGAUCAGUGGAGGCCUGUAAUUGCUGCUCAGAUUGAAGAGAAACCAGAACCCAAAUAGGUCAGAUAGGAAAGACCGAAAACCACAUCAGAUAUCAAAUCCAAGAAUGUGUUGGUAUUUUUUGCGAAAACUGAAAACCAAAUGCUAAAAAACUGAAAAUCUGCAAACCACAAUAAACACCAAAGCCAAAAAACAGAAAAACCAAUCUAAAAAAAGCCAAAACCACAAAACUGAAAAUCCCAAUGCCCCCCUCAGUAAGGGUUACUGUCAAUGGCAAAACAUACAUUUCUGAUCAUAUCAGCCUGUGUAAACUACCCAUGGAUAAACAAUAACAGUCACAAAUACGUUUUAUUACUCUCCUUUUAGCAGAUUAAAUGCAAUAUUGAUAUUGCAAACUGUAGCUUUUCUAGUGGUAAAACCAGCAAAGACAAGUUUGAAUUUGAACUCAAAGCAGACCGCAAGAAGUACUUAUUUAGGGUAGGUACAAAAUGCACACAUUCCUGUGUUGACAAGCAAGAAAUUACGCUUAAUUGUAAGUUGUGAUUAAUGUAUAGCAAAUUUAAUUUGUCACUAACAUCAGUUCUUAGUUUCAGUGGUAAUAUUCCAAGUGCUUCCAAUAUCUGCUACAUUUAUAACUUAGCUGCCACAUGAAUCACUGGUUUAAAGGAUAAUUAACAGAGAAUUCAGGGUCAGCAUUUUCCCCUUGAAACUAGAAUUUCUGUAUAAACACUAAAAUUUGUGAUGACAAACUGGAGGUACUGCUUAUCUGAGAGAGAGUUUUAUACACCAGUGUUUAAAUAAAUGAAUGUCUUUGUAACCAUAAAGUUCUACAGCGUAAAAGUUCUACAGCAUGCAGCUGUGAAAUAUUAAAGUCCCUUCUUUUCUGUACAUAUUUUUAGACAAAUUCUGAACUUCUUCGUCUUCAGUGGGUACACUCAAUAGGACUUGCUGCACAGGUAGUAACUGAUUAUUACAUUUUAACCCUUUUUGCCCUUAAGGGUGACAAGCAUCUAAUUUCUCCUUACCAUAUCACCCCUGAAUUACACAUUAAGGUCACAAGAAUUGGAAAUUUAAGAAAAAAAUUGUAGAGAAUAUGCAUACUCAUCUGAUGUUAGGUUGUAAAGAGUUAAAGAAUACUUCAGUCUGAGCAAUUCCAGAGGAACAAUUUUAUAAUUUUUAUUACAUCAUUGGGGGUAAUUUAUUUUUUAAAAAAUCCAUUUUGAGCUUCUUAUAUCAAAGGACAGCUGUGUUGAAUCUUGCAUUUGAUACAUUUUACAUGUUAGAGGUAAGGAGAAAUUAUUUUAGUUGCAGAAUUCUCAGUUUUCUACAUGUAGUAGAUAAAUUGAGUUGUGUUUUCCUUGUUUAACCUUUAAAAUCUUUGCAUGGUAUUUGACUUUUUGUAUUCAUCGUGGUUGUCUCUGAUUGCUCAGGGUAAGCCUCCAGUGACAUCAACAGAUUUUGAGUCAGGACCUGGUAACUCACCUACCAACAAUAACGAAUCUCCCGUAAGGAAAAUAUCAAACCAGUACACAGAAGGUAACCUUACCUUUGAUUUCACUUUUACUUCAAGGGUUUAGUUUGAUUUUUUAUUGUGUAUGCAAAAGCAGAGAAAACCUAUUAGAGUCAAUUGUGGCUUUUUUGCAAAUUUAGUAAAUACAUUUGAGAUUGUUUUCCUAUGUUUUAAUGAGUUAGAGAUGUGGUGACCCAAUGGGAAAAGGCUUAGUCUGGUCACUGUGUUGCAUUGUUGGGCCAGACAAUUAACCCUUUAAUGAGAGUACUCAAACUUAUCAAGUAGAAGUUGCUAUCUUGAUCUAACAGCAAAUUCUUGUAACUAAUUUACAAGGAAAUGUGUAGCAGCUAGAGGGGAGAACUGACAAUCAGACCUUGAGAGUUAAAGGGUUAACACUUACAAUGCAUCUCACCAGGAAGUAAAAAUGAGGGGUACGGUCCAAUCUCAAUUAUUUGACUUGUGGGAACUGUGCUGAAUAGUUGGGUUGCUGUAGAGUUUAGAAAAUUGAAAAAGAAUAUUAUUGAGCCAAAAAUAAAACCGUGUAGUAAUCAAUAUCAUGAACUAUGGCACAUUCUCAAAAUAAUUGUGCACCAUUGUUAAAAAUUUCCAAAAAGUUUUUAAAGCUAACCAACAACAUUUUACAUCAACAUAAAAUGCUGACAAAAAUCAGUUUAUUACAAGCUGUUACAGCAUGUGUAAGGAGUUUAUUCAAGAUAGUUCAACCUUUGUGGCACAUACAUUUCAUGUUGUUGGAACCUGAUCCAACUUUAAACCCAGGUUUUAAUAGCCCUUUUAGUCUCAAGAUACAAUUAAUAUUUCUCGCCAUAGAUUGCUAUACAAUUCCUUUUAGACAAGACAGGGGAAUUUGGUGUUACAACAGCAUAACACCCUCUUGCUGAUAAGCUUGCCUAUUGUGAGGAGAAGUUACAAGUUAAUCAUUUCAGAGGGGUUUAAGGAAUAAUUAAGAUGCUUUAAAAAACUGUAUGUUUUAACCCUUUAACUCCCACAAGUGACCAAGACAGAAUUUCUCCUUACAAUAUCAAUACAAUAUCAAGCAGGCAGGUGAUGAGAAUAGAGAAGAAUAUCAAUCAUGGGAUUAUUAGUUGAUCCAAUACCAAAUUCUCUGAACUAACAUCAUAAGAAUUGUAUGGCAGAUAGUAAGGAGAAUUACUAAUUAGAUCUUGGGAGUGAAAGGGUUAAUGGCAGUUAAAUCUGAAUUAGCACUGAUUGUGUUUUGAACAAUUAACAUGUGGACAGGCCAGGGCUUAUAAAUGCUGUGUGGCCAAACACUCAAAGGUACAGAUUCUGAAUAAUAUUUUGUGUUCUUUUUUAUAUACAUUGUAGUACCAAUUUUUAACAUAAGUCCAGAUGUUGUUCCUCGCGUAACGGAUGAAGAAAUGCAGAAAACAAUUUUGGGCAAAGGAAAGCACCAUUCAUUCAGCAGCCAUUGCAAAAAGCUGCUAGGAAUUAAAGAGAAGCUGAAAGACAAAACUGCUGACGCAGAGGUAAGGGAAGUCAAAGGUAUGUGAAAACAGUGGAGGAAAUAAGGGUCUCUUCAUUUUUAACCCAGAAAACCAAGUUAAUCAGGUUUCUGAGAUCUCUCCUUGCUACUCUUUACUUGAUGAAAAUAGGCCAUUUUAAAGUAAUUGUGUACUCAGUUGCUAAGCCUUUCAUUUGCAGUGAGGCUCAAGGUGACCAUGUUGUGAUAGAGACCAGUAUCUAGUUUGUAUGAUGACAAAGUAAUUUACAUUUGAAAAGCAGACUGUGUAUCACAACAAGGUCACCCAGCUUUAGCCUCACUCAUGUUUGGUCCAGGUUGCAUAGUCAUAUAGGAAAAUUGACCUUUGACUGUACUCAAAGUGAAUUAAAAAUGCAAUUAAUUCUUAAUAAUUCUCAAUUUGACACCUUUGAGUGACUAGCAUCUAAUUUCUCCUUACAAUAUCACCCUGAGUCAAACAUUAAGGUCAUGAGAAUAAAGGAAAUGAUCACCAACUGAAGAAGCUCUUGAACCCUUUGACACCUUUGAGUGACUAGCAUCUAAUUUCUCCUUACAAUAUCAUCCUUGAAUCAAACAUUAAGGUCAUGAGAAUAAAGGAAAUGAUCACCAACUGAAGAAGCUCUUGAACCCUUUGACCCCUAAGAGUGACUAGCAUCUAAUUUCUCCUUACAAUAUCACCCUGAAUCAAACAUUAAGGUCAUGAGAAUAAAGGAAAAUUAAUGAUCACUAUGCAACUAAAAUAGCUCUUGAUUAUCAAACAAAUUUUCCUUGUCAUCACCUUUGGAAAUGUAUAGGAAACAGUUUGGAGAAUAUGCAUACAGAUGUCAGGAUGUAAAGGGUUAUUACUAACUUGUGAAUUUUACGUUUUGUAAUCAGGAGCCACCUAGACCUGAAUCAUUAGGAGCAGAUGCCACUCCAGAAGCUUUUUAUGAUGAAUUUCCAGAUAACAAACCUCCGUAAGUAUAUGUUCAAUGUACAGGUUCACCCAGUUUUAUGUCCCAGAUAUAUUUUACACAUUUUCACAGCCAACACUCCUGAUCACACACUAUAGCCUUAAUUGCCAACUUCAUUAUCCUAAUGAUCGAUUUAAAUAGCUCACCAAUUUUUUUGGGCAUUCUCUCAUCUAGAUAAGUUAUGACCUUAAAAAUACUAAUCAGGAGUGUGAUCAUAAUUUUAUGGGCCUGUCAUGCUUGCUGACACUCCUAAACAAUCAUCCUUUUGAUUCUAAGAAUGGCAUUGCUUAUGCCAGCUGUUUUGACAAAUUUUAAGUAAUUUGCUGACUCUUCAAUUACUUCCACAGCUGGUUUUUUGGUAAGCUCACGAGAGAAAAAGCUGAAGAAGUCCUCCAACCUCAUCCUGAAGGGAGCUUUUUAGUGCGAGAAAGUGAAACAGUUCGUAAGCUUGGUGCAUACACCCUCUCAUUGAAGUAAGUUGCUUUUGUGUCAGCUUUGAGUCAUUUAAAUUGUUUGAAACACUGAAAAAAGCACUGUCAGAAAAUCUCAACAUUUUUAAGCUUUUCAGAAUUUAUUGUCACUGCCGUUGUUUUACCUUUAUGAACCCAGUCUAUAAGUUUUACAUGCCUAUAAGUGUAGCUGUUGCUUUAGAAACUGAUAAGUUUGCUCUAGAAUAAGUAAAUGUUACUGCAUCGUCUGUUGCCAUAAAACUUAAAAAACAAUGCUUUUCCUAUCCAUGGAAAAUCAGCAGAUAUGUAAGAAUAGUGUUAUUACACAACUAAAAAAAUUCAUUCUUGCUAAUUUUUUUAUAGACACAGAGAUAAAUUCCGACACCACAAAAUUGAAACAGUAGCUGAUGGAAACCUUGUUAUUAAAGGACAUGAGGUGAGUUUAGAGAAGUCUCGUUAGAAUUUAAGUCCAAUUUUAUAACAAGCAUAUUAAAGAGAUCCUUCAUGAAGCGGAGGGCUUAUGUGUGACAUCAGCAGCCUGCUCCUAUUGUCACUGGGAACAGCCCAUGGUGAGCAUCUUACAGCAACCCCUCAGUUCCUGUCGGAAAGGGAAAGAAGGAGUCCAUCCAUCACAGCAGUAGAGAUGGAAGGAAGGCUUAAGUCUUGAGUCUUGAUUUUCAUACAUUGAGGACAGAAUUUUUGGAGGAAAUGAUUUAAUUCUGGAAUGUAAAGCAAUCAUAUAGUAGUCUAGUAAUCAUAUCUUCCAGACGCUCAUAGACCAUUAUGCCAAUCAAAGCCAACUUCCAAGGAAAGACUCCUUGUUAUCAACUCCAUCAAGUUGGAUUAAACUGCACGUUUUCAUACUUGCAGUAUAUAGCUUAUCAUGUGUGACUUAUUUUAAGUUCUUUUUUAUCAUUACACAACCGGAUCAUUUUUGAGUUUCUUUUCAUUAAAUCUUUUUGUAGGAUAAACCUUUCCCUAAUCUUGCAACUCUUAUGAAGUACUUUACAAAAAGUCAGGAACAAGAUAUCAUCAUGAAACCAGUGAUUUGUGGUAAUUACAGUCCUGUAAUACUAUAUACAGCCUUGUAAUUAAAAUAAUAUAAAGUAUGUAAGCUGUUUCACUUACUCCAGGGGUGCUCUAUGCAUUAAUAUGCUGAAUGAAAUAUAAAUGUAGAUGUAAAGAUAGAAAGUAACUGGAGUUUCACAUGCCAAUGAUUGUGUAGUAAAUAAAACUUGAGUUUCAUGUAAGGCAACUCUCUCUCUUAAUAUUAAUGUUUACUGAUGAGUAAACAAAUUUUCAUAGAAACAAGGAAUAAUGAUAGACUUAGAAGAAACUGUGAAGCUGCUGAGUACAGCCCCUCAAAAGUUUUCAGAAUAUUAGAGAAGAGUGGCAAAAUGACUUAAUUAUCUUAAUGUAUGCCUGGUAUGUCAUUUUUUUAUUUAAGAUGGAUCAUUUAAUUAUUAGAUUUGUAUAAUUUAAUUUUUGUUCUGUAAAUAGGCAAUAGUCCAUUUUACAGUUGUGUGCUUGGUUGCCAAGCCUUUGAACAGGAAUGAGGCUAAAGGUGACCUUGUCAUGAUACAAACCUUACUGCUUUUCAAAUGCAAAUUACUUUGUUAUCAUGUUAACAAGAUACUGGUCUCUAUCACAACAAGGUCACCUUCAGCCUCACUCCAAAUCAAAGGCUUGGCAACUAAGUACACAACUGUAAAAUGGCCUAUUCAGUUUUUGAACUGCUAUGUAGUUAUGAAUUAAUAAACUUCAAACUUCAAAGAAGCAAAUGGAAGUGACACCAAUAACUAAAGAAGAUCAGAAUUAUCUACGUGAUUGGUAAAAUUGUAACUAACCAUGUAACCAUGUAUUAAUAAUGAUUGACACUAGAUAUAUUUUUUAACUUCUAGGUACAAGUAAUGAUGAUGAACAAAAUGCCAUGAAAGGUUAUGAACUAAUGGGUGGUGAGUACACUACCUUUAAAAUUUAGUUUUCAAAUUGAAAUGUAUGAAAAAAAUUGUAUCUUGCUGAUUAUUGUUCCUCGUUAAAAACAAGUCUAAUUAUUUGAGGGCUGAUUAGUGAUAACCCGAGGUUGAAUUUUAAUCCAGGUUGCUAUAUUUCUCUGUUCAAAAGUUGUUUUGGGAUAAUUUUCUUUAUUGUUCUUAGAGCAUCUAAUUAUCAAAUUGUAGACAAAAAGAAUGAAACUGAAUUUUCUUUUAAAGCUUUCAGAUCUGAAAUGAAAUUUUGCAGUAACCCUAGGUUAUCUUAACCCAGCUUUGAGCAACCAGCCCAGCUGGUGGCCCCUUUUUGAGUUUGGUUGUGACAGAAGCAUUGUUUGAGAGUGACUGUUACUUCAUUUUUCUCAGUUCACCUUUCACUCCUAAGAUCUCAAGGUUAAUUCUCCACACUGUUUGUCACUCAUUACUUACAUUCUUAGAACUGAGAAUUUGCUGGUUGAUCAAGCAAUAUCCCUAAGUUGAUAAUUUUUUCACUUCUCAUCGAUGUUUGAUGUUAUUUUUCCAAACCUAACAUGAUCACAAAUCUUAAAGAAAAAGUAUGGCAUAAAUUUGCAAUUCAAAUACUGCCAUGCCACAUGUAAACCUCUAUCUCACUGAUAUCCUUACAUUAUCUAGCAAGCAAGAACCCUAAGCAAACUUUUCAGGUAGAAGUUGUUAUCUUGAUCUAACACCAAAUUCUGGAAACUUACCUGUAAGGAGAUGUGUGGCUGCUAGAGAGGAGAAUUAAGAAUCACAUCUUGGGAGUUUAAGGGUUAAUCAGUGCAAUGCAUGUGAUUGAAUUAGUUGUCUGUAAAAACCAGGGUAUGAGGUUGGGGUGCACAUCCACAGGGUGCACUUCUUUAAAAUUAAAAAAGUUACUUGCAGAAGAUUUGCUUAUUUGUAACUGUAACUUUCCUGCACUGCACCUUUACUUACUAAUGUUAUUACUGUAUCAGCUCGGCCUGCCCCACCAGGUUGUGAAGAGGGAGCGGACCUAAAUGGGUCAGUGGAAACCAGUAAGUGCUACGUCUACAUGUGCCAAUUAUUUUUGAAAGUUUUUGAAAAACAUUAAUAUUUUGUUUCUUUAUGAUGCAUCUUAUUUUCUUUUGUUAUCCCUAGGAGGACCAGUGAAACAUUCCUAUGAAAACAUACCAAGUAAGUAAGAAUGAGUUUUUGAACAAAUCUAGAUGGUUAAAUCAAAAAUACAAGGAUAGAAUCCAGUCGUGCAACUCAUUGAACUUACUGGUCAAGAUGUAACUUAUAUUUGUAAUUUCAGUUCAUCUUUACCUAAUGAGUUUUAAUACCUCUUAUUAAACUCGUUCUUGUUCCGUGGUGAAGGUUACGGAUCGAGGUUUUUUCGCUCGGAUUUGCCCAUAAAACCGAGUGGAAAAAAACGAGGUUCCAUAACUUGCAGUACAAACCAAGAAGACGAGGUUAAUAAGAUAUUAUUUUAUCUGUGGGUUUAAAUACAGGGAGAAUAUUUUUAAUUAAAACAAAUUUUUGUAUUUAUUGAGCCGUAUAGUGAAAUACGGCCCGCUAAAUGGAUCAAUCAUGGCAUAGCUAAGAGAAAUAAGAUAAAAACAGGCUGGUCAGUUAGAAGUUGUUUUCCUGAUGUACCAUCAAAUCCUUCUUUCAAAACGAAAAGGAAAUGAUCAAGAUUUUGAAAUUUAGAGGGCAACUUUAAUAAAUAUUUUUUUAUAUCUCUUUUAAUACCCAUGUUGACCCUCGUCAAAACAAAGUUAACGAAUAGUUUUGAAGGUUUACGGUCAAUUCGCCACCACAAAACUCGCCACUACUGAGAGUCAAAUCGCCAUCAGUGGCGAUUUGACUUAAACGUUAUGUGUAGGCUGUCGUAUAAAACUUACAUCAACAGAAAGCUAUGAUGUCGUAGUAUAUUCACUCAGGUUUUGCUUUACGUAAACUGAUUAUAAUCUUCGUGAUAUUAACAAGUUUUAUUUCAUUUAACUGUUAACGUUCCAUAACUGAGAGGCGUCUCAUAACUUCUGAGUCCCUUUCCCUUUCGCAAUAUACUAUUACAUCUUAGCUUUAAUUUAAUGUGAGUUUCACGCGACAGGCUUCACAUAACGAAAAAGUCAAAUCGCCACCGGUGGUGAUUUGACUCUCAGUGGCGGCGAGUUUUGUGGUGGCGAAUUGACUGGAUACCGUUUUGAAAAGUGGCAAUCAGGGGAAACAUAGACUGAUUUUGAGACCUGUCGGCCGUCUGGAUCGAAAACCUCAGUGAAAAUUAAUGCGACUGCAGAAGAGUGCUAUACCCCUAGCGCUGAUUUUAGGUACGGUAAAAGGCGACGGAAGGAAAUCACACUGUAGUUGUGUUAUAUUUCAUCGCAAAUUAGCGCUUUAUAGUGAAAUGGAAAUAGAUUGAAUUAACAACUGCCUGUUGAGAGAGACUUUAAUUUCUUUCAUUUUAUUAUCUCUCAGGUAAGCCUCCCCUGAGAAGUCGUGUAACAUCACCUGAUCUGUUCAGGACUCAUGGGCAUGGCUAUGAGAACAUACCCAACAAAAGUACGUUGAUCAUGUUUUGUGACCGUCUGAGGUGUAGGUAAUCCUUAAAUGGAAUGUUGGCAGUUAUUAACAGUACUUACGCCCACACAGAUUUCCACUCAAUUUGUCAUAAUUUUGGACGAAAACAGUAGGAUUACUCUCACCUGGAUUAUCACAAAAGUAACAUUAACAUUGUGAAGAACAGCUCCCCUCCACUGACCAUCGGCCCAAGUGUUGGCCUACAGAUAACCAACAGGCCACGACAUGUAACUGACGGGCCACCGACAUAAAACCGACAGGCCACUGACAUAUAAUUGACAGGCUACCGACUUAUAACCAACAAGCCACCGACAUGUAACCGACAAGCCACUGACGAAUAACUGACAAGCCACCGACAUAUGACCGACAGGCCACCGACAGAUAACCGACUGGCUAGAAGCCAUUACUAGAAGUUUUAUGGUAUUUUAUGGCGAUUUACCCGAGAAUGAACGUCCAAAACAAAACUUUGACUGUACUUUUUAACAAGUUUUUUUCAGGGAGUUGUUUUUCACAAUUACCUACUCUUGCAUCCAACUGAGUACGGCCGAUCUACUUGUGGCAGAUCAAAAUGAACUUGUAGUCAACUAGCUUGAAUUGUAAUUCUCUGUCUUGGUAAUCCUUCUGACAGAUAGGAGAUGAAAAAUCAGACUAGUUUGAUUUUUUUUCCCCGAAAUUCCGUUCUUGAUGUAAAUUUUCAUCUUAUUUUUUAAGAAACGUAUUUUUGACACCUUUGAAAUUGCAGGUAGAAGUGCAACAAUCCCUGGUUAUGAGUCAAUGGAUCCAAAAGGUUUGUGCUCAACAGUGAUUUGCAAUAAUUCAUUAUCGUUAAGAAUUACCGAAUGAAACAAUUUUCAAGCGAGUGCCAAACUUAACCCUUUAUCUCACAUGAGUGACCAAGACAGAAUUUCUCCUUACAAUAUCCAUACAAUAUCAACUAGAUAAGUGAUGAGAAUAAGGACAACUAUCACUUUGGGGAUAAUUAGUUGAUCCAAUGCUAAAUUCUCUGAACUAACAUUAUAAGAGUUGUAUGGUUGACAGUAAGGAGAAUUACAAAUUUGAACUGGGAGUUAAAGGGUUAAUCCGGAAUUACAACGGUUAUGAUUUACUUUGCUCUGUGAUUGAUCUGCAAAACUCACGUCUCCCUGUUGACCAAUCAGAUGUAAACUGAAACCAAUCUCUAAUGAUCCACUCUCAAUUUAUUUCCGAGGUUCAGGCCAUCUCUAUGGAUUUAUAUUAUGCUCUCUGAAAUGUUUCUUUGUCCCAUCAGGUGCUCCUGUUAUACCUCCUAGACAACCGGUUGUAAAACACCCUGGAUAUGAGAAUAUUCCCGAGAAAGAGCCGGAACCCUUGCCUCCAAGACAGUCUACAUCCCAGGGGUACGAGAAUCUUCCCCCAAAGGAUGAGGAAGAUCCUCCAGCACUCCCACCGAGAAUUCCGUCACGUGCCCAUGGAUAUGAAAAUGUACCAACGAGAGACGAAAGAAGCUCGUCAUUGAAAUCUCUUCCAUACCAAAACAUUCGACCAGGUAUGUUCUGAUUUUUUUUUCCAACACAAGCCGCGGUUACCUCAUACAUGCGAAAAAAGCGUCGAAUUCUAUAAGGGUACGCCAAGUAGAGUGACAGGGGCUUCGCUUUUGGGAGGUUAAAAAUGCUAAGUUUUUUAUUUUUUUAUUUGGCGAAACCCACAUACGUUAGUGUAUGGAGCCCCAGAGUGUUUGCUUCGUUUAUCAGCCACUAGAGUGUCUGCUUACGAGACAGAGUCCAUUACAAUAUGAGCGCUACCAGUCUGUUUCCUUGUUGUUCACAUAAAACAAAAGACAACAACAACAGCAAAUUACACGUAACACUAAGCUAGCUAGGAAACUAUCUCCUCAAAAUGUGUCUUGCAUAUUUUACCUUGGCUUCUAUAUAACUUACUUUAAGACUGAAUCUUUCUAUGCUAUGAAAAGAGUAGUUAAUUGUUGUGGGGAAGAGCAUUUUUGGCUUACAUGAGUAAUGAAACUUUCUUCGAUCGAACCGAGACUUAACCACCCUUUAACUAGGUACAAUUUUCGUUUCGCUAGAACUACAGACCAUUUCUGACAGUACUGAUAUUACACUGGGCUACUUGCCUAACAAAAAGACAUGGCGGUUAUGUUACACUACAAUAAGUAAAGCUAAUAUCGUUACAACUUUCCUGCUUUACAUAAAGCUCCUUAGCUUUACAAUGGUAGACCUACGGACAUAAGGAAGUUUUUAUUACAAUGUUAACAGGUUUUACUGUCUUUCUUUCUUUGCUUUUGUUUAAUUUAUUCAGUGCCAUCACGUCGGCAGACCAGACAGGCCCCGCCAUUAAAUCGAGCAAAUACAGUGCCAGCUCAUAUCAUGCAGAAUACCCUUGGAAAGGGCUCCAUCUGAGGGAGACCCCGUGGGUAGACCAAGGAUGGGAGGGAGAGAAGGCGAGUCUACGGUACACUCAGCGGUGAACUGAAAAAAAAAUACUUAUAGAACUAUGUUUGGCCUGCUAGAAAAUUCAUUGGUAGACAGUGUAUCGCAACUUAAGAAUUUUCAGAGCUCGUAUGUAUCGCAAAAUAUAGAAAAGUCACUAUACUAUUUACGAAGCCCUUUAGAUGGUGACUUAAUAUUAGUUUUUCGCUCAUUAAACACUUACAAGACGAUGCCGACCAAGAUGUAAUUGAAAAUGUUUAUCGGCGACCUAGAGCAAAGAAUUCACAUUAAUGUUAUUUCACUUAAGUCAGAUUUCUUGCCUGUGGUAAAAACUGCGCUGACUUCUGUCCAAAAUUAGAAGGCACCCAGUUGCUUUCAAAGUUAACCCGUAUUCAAUGUUUACUUGUUGUUUAAUGGAGAACUAAGAAAGUUGACCUUUCCUUUUAAAAGAUAGUCAAACUGAAUUUCUUUACUGUUGAAUAUUACAGGAAAAGACUUGAAGAAGUUGCUCUCGUAAGCAAACUUUACUGUUAUUAAUCCUGGAAGGGGGUGGGGUUGUCGGUGUUUGUUCCACUGAAGGGUAAACUUUUUGCACUGUUAUUUUGUAACAUUACAAUAAAUCGAAUACCGAGUUACAGCAGUUGUAGUUUUAAACGUAUUUCAUGUGAAGUUGUUUUAUUAACUAGUUCGAUUUGUAAUCUUCUCUCUUCCAUAUGCAUAAACGAAGUCUUAUGAGAAACUAAGAGGGGAAAAAUAGCUUAAAAUCAUUGAAGCCUAAAGUUCAUUUUAAAACACAACACCAUCUAAAAAUGCCAGAGUUAUUUUGUAACUAGCUAUUUUUAGGUAACAUUUCGGAGCCUCUUUGGAAUUUUCUGCAACGGUCACCGUCACGCAAUAAACUAAUGAUCGAAUCUGUCGAUCCAACCUUAUCUUAAGUUGACGGAUUUCUUCGGAUUUGAAGCUAAUUAACGUGCAAGUGCAAUAAGAAAAUAUGGGGUGAUGGGAAGGGUUCUCUUCUUACCCAUCACACUUUGCGCCGUGUUGGCUGCUCGCGUUAUUAUGGCGACUGUAGGCGAGUAACAGAGAGAGAGGCCAGUUUCAGGUGAUAAUAACGAUCAAAUUUACCAGUGUAUAAACGCCAGAGUUAGAUUUCCUAAGGGAGACUGGAACUUAGCGUAAACAACGUUAUUUUGCUUGCAGUUAAUUCCACCGAUGUACUUACGGUGACCUUUACUUCGUAGAAAGGGCCGGGCCUCAUAAGGCGUAGGCUCCAGUCCCCGAAAAGUAGUAACAGUUUUUGGCAUUUUCUUUACUCCCAUACACAGACUUCACUUUGCCAUGUCAUACGACUAGACAAACAUAUGCCGUUGUGCCAGAUAAAUGUAACCUGAGACCGGUUGAUCCGGGUUAAAGUAAAUAGAAUGUAUAUUUCAAGAUAACGAAUAGAAAUCUCCAGAAACAUUAAAAAUACUUAUUUUUUUCAUGGUUUUUGGAAGAUGUGUUGCGUUUUCUGAUGUACUUUGGGUUGGUGAAGGGGUUUCAGGAAAAUGGUGCAUGACCUAUUUAUCUGGUCCUAGUUGUACAAAGGGUGGAUAAAGCUAUCCACGGGAUGAAACUUCAUACAGUGGAUAGCGUAGUGCGUUUUGUCAACUCUUACCCCGUUGGGUACCGAUCUAUCCGUUAGAUAGCGUUAUCCGCUCUUUGAGCAAGUAGGCCCAGUCCUUCAUUGAAUUCAGCCAUAUUUAAUCUAGAACCAUUCUACGAUUAAGCGUUCUUGGGUGGUGGUGGUGCCCACUGUGUUCCUCCCCGAAAAGAACGACUGAUCGCAAAGAAAUUCGCCGCGUGUGAAUACAAAAAGAAUGCAUAGGGGGCAAAAGAGAAAAGUUGUUACUUGAAAUUUAUAAACGAAACAGAUUUUCUACAUUGGGUUUGGCUUUCGUUUGAUAGCGAAAACUAUUGAGACACUGAUGUGUAAGAGACCUAUAUAUAAGUUAGUCUUAAAGAGUGCAUCAAGGUUACUUCCCACCUUCAGAGGCCGA
This is a messenger RNA of Pocillopora meandrina, 18904 nucleotides long. The record is from the annotation of a GenBank genome assembly. NCBI's taxonomy places the organism in Eukaryota, Metazoa, Cnidaria, Anthozoa, Scleractinia, Pocilloporidae.